This is a messenger RNA of Branchiostoma floridae (Florida lancelet), 5682 nucleotides long. Its product is annotated as BTB/POZ domain-containing protein 17-like. Gene Ontology annotation, molecular function: protein binding. The record is from RefSeq and is a predicted model, not a curated record. Bases 470 to 1888 code for a protein of 472 amino acids. Lineage: Eukaryota; Metazoa; Chordata; Leptocardii; Amphioxiformes; Branchiostomatidae. The transcript is spliced from 6 exons.
CCGCUGGAUGGAAGGGCUGCGUCAUAUAUUCUGGCAGCGGGCCCGGGUCCAGUGUUUUCAUAGCGCGCCUUUCUGGGGCAACCUACCAGCUUUCUUGACCGGGCAGUAAACCUCAUGUGAUUGGCCUGACUCACUGGCUACGUAAGCGCUCAGCUGUCGAGAAGGCAGGAAGGGAAAGUAGUGUUUACAUCGAGGCCGGCCAUAACAGACCGGAGAACCGAGCUAGAGAGAGAGAGAGAGAAACGAUCGUUGCCAUUGACAUCGUACCGUGCCAUCCGUAUCCAUUGUACCUUGGGGAUUUGGCGGGAAUCAAGCACAGCUAUACUCAGAACAUUCCUCAGCGGUGAGAAGUGAACCGUCCCUGUAACACCAGACCACAUCGGUGAUUGACAGUUGGAGCAGAAGGGGAGGAGCUACAAAGUCUCAGGGUCGAAAAAAAGUCGUUUCCUGUGACCACCGCGGGCCAGCAAUGGCAACAGGCCCAGCAGCUCCCGCCACCGAGCAAGUCUCGCCGCCCGACUCUCGCGAGACUGUUGGCAACAUCACCACCUUCGUCAGCGGCAUGACCAAAUUCCACAACAACCCGGACCUCAGUGACAUUGUGCUAAGAGUGGGACCAAAUGUAUACUACGCACACAAGUUCGCGCUGGCGCGUUCCAGCGACGUCUUUCACACCAUGUUGGCCGGCCAACUUUGGGCAGACUCCAAGAAGUCCGAAAUCGUCCUCAAGGAGUCCAGCGCGUGCGAAGAAGUCUUCACCGAAUUCCUCAAGUACUUUUACUGCGGCCAGGUGACCUUAGAGAUAGACACUGCCGUCCCGCUUUUACUUCUAGGCGACAAGUACAACGUGGAGUCUAUAAGGACAGAGUGUGAGAAGUUUAUGAGGAGGAAAGUCCAAGGUGGUAACGCGAGGGCCGCUGUCAUGUACAUGCACUACGCUAGGAUGUACGGCUUCGAAGAGUUGGAGGAGAAAUGCUUCGACGCCAUCUCCAGAAAUUUCGCGAGCGCAGUGGCCAUGCCCGAGUGGCUGGAACUAGACGUGCAAUACGUAGGGGAACUCUUACAGUGCACCACGCUUAUAGUAGAGAACGAGUUCGCCGUGUUCAAGGCGAUGCAGGACUGGGUUUUGGCGGAGUACAGGGAGGCCCAGGCCGGGGAGAACUUGAUCAGGCUGCUGCCGCACGUCAGGUUCUCUCAGAUGCUCCCCCAGCAGUUGGUGAACGUGGAACGGUCCGCCAUAGGACAGAAGUUCCCGCUUCUCCUCAGCCCCUUCAUCAACGAAGCCUACCGGUUCCGGUCUCUGGCGGGACAGGUGGGAGGUUUCCAUGACAACAAGUUCCUGCCACGUGACUACACGGCCAAAGAGUGGUGCACAUUCCUGAGGCUCCAGCUGUCCGACAUCCGCCGCUUCCAGCACAACGUCAGGACCAUCAGCCUCGACUCACCCGUGCCCAACGAGGUUCAUUCCGAAGAUUACAUGUGGAACAUCGCAUUCCAACUGAACUACAUCGGCAAGCGUUUCCGGUCCGGCCUGGGCAGUAACGCCACCCUACACAAGUACGAGUGCCUGGCGAUCAAGCUCACGCCACUCAAAAUCUGCCCACGUGACCGCAGCUUCGAGAUCUCGCUCCUCGUGUACGACCGAGACGUGAACGUGGCGCAGAUCAUCAGGCGGUCGGCCACGGUGAAAGCUACCCAGGCCACGCACCGGGAGUCGUACGCCAUCCAGGCCGCCACAGGCUUCCGCUUCGGGAUGCCGUCCUUCGGUCAGCAGGACUCCGUCACUGUGGAACAGUUCUUCGAGGAGAACGAGCUCGGCCCGGACUCGCCAUACGUCAAGGAGAGCGCCAUCAACGUAGCCGUCAUCAUCAAGCCGCAUGUAGAGUAGGUCGUGCAACAGUGCAACGUUAUCGUUCGACAGUCGUACGUCGUACGGUCGUCGUGCGCUCAGAAACGGUCAUACGGUCUCCGUGCGCUCGUGCAUGCAUGUGUACUGCACUGGAAAAUUUAGCUUGACUUAACCUUGAUUCGGGAAAGGUUGUCUUGGAUCCUUGUCACAGCUUUUUAAAACAUUCUAUGACUUAAAAAUUGCACGACGACCUGCGACGAACGCGACUGCGCCAUUAACUGUACAAACUACUUUAAUUUUCUCUAUUUUUUAAAAACUAAUUUCAUUUGUUUGUAAGUAUUUACAUGUAACCACGGACGUGAUUAAAAACUCACUAUGGUAUAUAUACUUGGGCAUACGGCCAUCUUAUCCCUGUACAAUACUUAACAAAAAAAGGACAUUCUGCAAUGCUCUUCAAUGCAAUAUAGUUACUUACUUGGGUUAAGAUGUAUCACUGUCAUAUUUUGCAAUGAAUUCCAAAUUCAAAGGGUUCCUUCCAAGUUUAGAACAAGAUUAAGUGUUGUCAAUAGAUAGAGAGAGAAUACGUCACGUCUUUUGGUAAUGGUCCGUGGAUCAGAGUUAGAUUGGAGAAAAAGUGUGGCUCGUUUCAGUGUUACUUUUCCCGACCUUGUCAAAGAACGUCAUUCCUAAAGCUGGUAUUUUGCCUGGACGUAAGCAUGCUAACGGCGUUGCUGCGUCCUUAAUUAGAUUUGUAUCACUUCAAACUUUUAAAUGGGAAUAUCAUGCAAAUUUUACAAGCAUGACGAACAAGACAACAAAACAUACAAAGCGUAAAAGAUUCGUUUUUAUCGAUGAAAUUCGUUAAGCGCUCUGUCAAAUCGCAGCGAGGUCGCAAACGUGCCGCAGUUUCUGUGAGAUACCCACUUUAGGUAGGUCCCUGAAAGUUGAGUUUGUUGGUAGUCUAUAGACCGCUGUCAGAAUGUAAGCUGGACCAAAGUUACGUUGAGACACAUACAUGAUAGAGACUAGGUUGAGUAUCAAGACGAUGUGUUUAGUCAAUGUUUCAAUUGCUUUUGAUGAAUUUCUGACUCAGGUGAUUUGCUGACAAAAUCACUUGAUCUUGGACACUAUGCGAUAGGCCAUAUGAGAUAGCUGCGACCUCAUUUCACUAAAAUUACCAAAAAUGUUAGAAAAAAAACAUUUGAAUGCCACGCAGAAGACCCACGGAGCAAGAAAUCUUUAAGUUGUACACAAUUCCCGAUGAUUUUGAUAAUUUUUGAAAAUGAAAAAAAAAACUAACAACAAACUAUGGUGUUUGUCCGAGAUCAUCUGAUAAGUUACACACAAUCUACAGAAUGAAGCCAAAGGUGCUACCAAAGUUCCUGCCCAGUGUUCUUUUUGUACAGUUUUGAUCAUUAUCUAUUUAUAUAUCAUAUACAGUAUGUACCUUGUAAGUCAAACAUGUUGAGACAUGGCAUUGUAUCGUCUGUUUGGCAAUGUUAGAUUUACCCUGGAAGCCAGACUCUAGCCGGAUUGGCAGAGGAUCUGUUCGGCAGCUUAGAUAAUGAGUCCGAUAUCUAUUGACGAGAAGUCCUCGGGAGUGUUAAUUUAGGUCGGCGGGAAAAACUGCCUAGGGUCCCGAACAGAUUCUCUGUCAGGCCCCGGCCCGGCUAGAGUCUGGUUCCCAGGGUAUGUUAGAUCUGGACUUAAUGUAAGUCAGUAGCUUGGGAUGGUGUUCUUCUCACAAUUUCGCGACAAAAAAUUAUUGUAGAUAAAAAGAGAUUGAUGACAUAAAGCAAUAAGCUACGCCCAGCUUUAAGCGUCGCGCUUUACAACAUUUUUUUUCUCCAGCUCUGCGGCCUGUGCGUUACCUAAAGCGGGUAUCUCGCCAACUUGUUGCCUGAAAUGGGGAUAUUUUGGGAAAUUUCAAUCACAAUUAGCAAAAUUUCACGAACUAGACGCGAUCAGUCUAAAUCUCUUAUUUGACGUAUCUCAAUCAUUGUACGUUGAUUCUAAUUUAGUAGUUACACUGCGAUUUCCAUUGAAGUUAUAUCUAAUUUGGCCAUUUUGUUUGUAGAGGGCACGUAUUGGAAAAAAAAUUGGCGAACAAUUCGCAAAGUUUCCACAAUAAACCAUCGUCAACAGGCGCGACCCGAAUACCCGCUUUAGGUCAGAAAAGCAUUCCCGUUAUUGGUGAUAACUAUUGUUCUUUCUUUUCCUGCAUGGUUCGCUUCAGAAGUUGUGCUUUAAAGGAUAAAGGACACGACCAAAACCUUGCUUGACAAGGGUGUUUUAUCAUUCCAAUUCUUCGUUCCUAUUUUUUACUUAGCCUUUGCAAUACAUAGCUCUGCUUGCGUUGUAAGUCUUAGCUCUGCUUGAAAGAUUUUUGUGCAUAGAUUUAAGAAAAGCAUGCAACACUGCGCUGUUCACUACACAUAGCUCUACAUCUGACUUGUUCAUUCAAGCCUUUGCUAUCACCAAGCUGACACCAAGCUCUGUAGAAUGCAGAAACAUUUGCUAAUGAGAACGCUGUGCAUGUAUAGGAAUACACAUAAUGGUGACCAACGUUUGCAUUGUAUUUAUUAUGAACAUUGUAUCAAACUAUUGAUUCUUUGUAUUAUGACAUUGUAACAUAGUCGUUUUGUUGUUAUCUAGCCAGUACGUAUAUACCAUAAUGAUGUACUUACAUUGCAAUUUGCUACACUGUAUAGAAUGUAUCCGUAUGUUGGCAGUAUUUGUAGUAGGACGUUACCACUUGUCAGGACUGUUGAUAUUUGUAGCAGAGACAUUAUUGUGGUUGAUCACGUGAUACUGUUUGAUGAUUUGAGAGGCCAACUCAUACGCCGGGGGAGGGGGGGAGUUGCCAAGGUCAUGUAAACAUGUAGUUUAUACAUUAGAAUUUACAAUAGGACGACCUUCCACUUGUCAUUUGGUCCUGCAGGACUCCAUGUAAUGUAGCGACGACAAUAUUCAAUAAACUCGCUCACAGACACCAAUCCGAGUACUCAUGCGCAGCGACAGGAAUUGUGGGUAUUAUGUCAAAGGUGAAGGUCAGUGACCUAUAAACAGCUCUUGUCCAAUUUGCAUAACAAUGUCUAAAUGGGAUUUGUUACCGUAUCAGGGACAUUACCUUUUGACAUAUCAUAUUACUGACUAUUCCAGUCGCUGUACAUGCUUACUUGAAAUGGUGGAUGAGCUUACAGCGAUUUUGAUAGCAAUCUGUCGGAGGGUUGUUUGCUCUGCAAAAUUAUGUUACCUUGCCGUUGUACAUUCAAACUAAACAAUAGCCACUUUAUUAUAUGCUCGUUGUUCUUUGAUCUCGUCGUUUUAGUGUGUAGAACCAUUGUUGACGUGAUAGACACUGUCUGUGACCAUUGUGCUGCUAUUUAGUCUUCUUUCUUAGACUAUGGCAGGAUUAUUUAGAUCUGUGAGACGGAUUCGACAUGUGAGAUGACAUAUGAAAUGUCUUGCAGUGUCAUAGUCCAUGUUUCUUACCUUCUUUUUUCUUACAGUCACUGUCAUUCUGAAAGUAGUGCUCUGUAUUGUUUUCACGCGAGAGAUUGCGAGAUUAACGUUGAAUGUACCUCACGUGAGGUCUCACGAGAACUUAUUGUGACUUCGGAAAUUCACGUACGUGAUCACGGUUUGAUGUGCUGGCGUGCCAUGUUUUUUACAGGAAGUAUUUAUACUUAUGCUGCGUGGUGCACAAUCAUGUGCAAAUGUGUGUGACUGUGAAAAUGGACAAUGUUGUUGUGGUGCCUUCUCCUGAUGUUUAAAUUAUUUGUUACUUCUUUUGUUUAUGAUUGCACAAUAAAAAUUCAAUAUAUGAUAAA